Exophiala oligosperma is the source of this 4686-nucleotide messenger RNA. RefSeq lists its product as uncharacterized. NCBI's taxonomy places the organism in Eukaryota, Fungi, Ascomycota, Eurotiomycetes, Chaetothyriales, Herpotrichiellaceae. The transcript has 2 exons. Bases 279 to 4295 code for a protein of 1338 amino acids. Gene Ontology annotation, biological process: SCF complex assembly; protein ubiquitination. Gene Ontology annotation, cellular component: nucleus. The record is from RefSeq and is a predicted model, not a curated record.
CAAAAAUCCCACUCCGAUUUCCCUAUGUUCACCGCAUUGUCCGUUCCAACAUCUGUCAUUUCUCGUCAGAAGGAUCACAGUCGCGUAAUAGAUCACGACUAGUCUCACUUCCAUCCUGGCCAGCGUUUGAGCGUGUUGACUGCCUGACAUCACCGUCCAAAGAUACGAGCGGCCGUCCUAUCCUAUCCCCGCAUUCACCAGAAGACAUUCAAAUGACGGCGAGAAGUCUGAAACGAUUCCAUUCUUGAGGUUGCCUCCUUCUACCACUACUCUGCAAGAUGGCAAGGGAGCGUGGCCAAGCUCAGGCGAGCAUUUCGGGGCUGCUGAACAAAAUCAGUGACCCUGAUCCGGACAUUCGUUUCAUGCAACUCAGUGACCUGGCGAAUGUUCUCUCCUCAACAUCCACAGAAUACCUGCGAGGCGACCCGCACGCUGCAGCUAGGAUAAUCGAUGGUCUGCUGAAGUCACUAGCUGACCAAAAUGGGGAGGUCCAGAACCAGGCUCUAAAGUGUAUCGGCCCUUUGGCUUCUCGCACACCUGGCGAUAUCGUGGCACCAUUGAUCGAUAAAAUCACUGAUCUGACCAGCCGGGAGAUCGACCUUUCAAUUCCCAACACGGCCCUUCGAAGUCUCAUUUCAGCGUUGCCCCAGCCCCAGCCGAAUGGAGCGUCUGCACAGGAGGUGAAAGAUGCCUAUAGUGCCAUCAGUAAGGUGCUGAUACCGAGACUGGUCGGUCAUGUCGUCUUGUCUGCUGGUAAGACACCACCUCGACUACCAACUGGUUUACUGGAAAAGCAUAAGGACAAGGGUUACAGUGCUGAUGCUGUCGAUGUCAUGAUUGAGGUCGUCAAAUGCUACGGCUCCUUGCUUCAAGAGGCGGAACUGGUUGAGCUCGCAAAGUCCACCAUGCACAUCCUAGAGAGUCCACAAGCCGGUGGAGUGGUCAAGAAGAGAGCCCUGGCUGGUAUAGGCGCAUUGCUGGUCCAUUUCAACGAAGCUCAAGUCGGUUCAUUUGUUGCCGCACUGAAAAACAGCUUUGACAAUGAGCAACUUAGUAUGGAGCACCGAAGAUAUCUCAUCGCUACGGUUGGUACCCUCGCACGCUCAAUCCCCACAAAAGUCGGUCCAUACCUUGAUACCGUUGUGCCUUACGUGCUCAAGGUGCUAAGCCAACAAGAAAUCUCGUCUACGGCCUCCAUGGAUGACGAUAUUGAGGUAGACACAGAGACGGAAGAGUUGCGAGAGACCGCACUCAUUUCCUUGGAGUCUAUGAUAGGCUCUUGUCCUACCGAGAUGCACCCCCAUCUUUCAACCGUCAUAGACGCCGCCUUGCGGUAUUUAAAGUACGACCCGAAUGUGGCAGAACUAUCAGAUGAUGAGAUGGGAGGAACCCAGGACAACAACUCAGACGAUGGCUUCACAGAGGAUCCUGCCGACGACGAUGACGAUGAUGAGUACGCCGAGUUGGAUGACGAUGAUGCGUUCAGUGAUGUCGAUGAUAUGAGCUGGAAAGUCCGAAGAUGUGCUGCAAAAGUUUUGUAUGCCAUCAUCUCGGGGGCCACGGCAGCAGACCGAGACCUUCUAUUUGGCAGAAUCGCCCCUGAUCUCAUCUCCCGACUUUCAAAAGAGCGUGAAGACAGUGUUAGGUUGGAAGUGAUCGCGGCAACCACUAUGUUGAUUCGCAAAACAGGCUCUGCGCCAUCACUCGAACUUUCGCGCAUUGACUCUUCCGAGAACCCCGCUGCACCUACCAAUACUCGAAAACGAAGACGACAAGAUAGUGAAGCCGAUCGAAAAGACCCAGAUCUGAAAGGCCUCAUCGCAAUACGCUCCAGCCCCCCUAUCAUGCCAGCAUCACCUCCCACUGGUUCCCAAGCAGAGCUUGUUGCGCUUGUUCCAAGAAUUGUUCAGGCACUCGGCAAACUCUGGAAGAAGGCCAGUAUGUCUCUGAAGCAAGCAUCCAUCAUAAUGUUGAAGACCCUUACUUUGUCGCGUAAUGGAAUAUUGUCAGACCAUUUGCAACAGUUGGAAGACCCAAUUGCCGACGCCUUGAAGCCAUCUAACGCGGCUGGGUCAGGUGGCACUGGCUCCGGAACAUCAGCAACAGUGUCAAGUCUUCAGAUCGAAACGUUAGCUUUGGUCAGCACUAUUACAGAGACGAAUGGAACGACGGUACUGAUACCGUUUGUCAUUGCUUUGAUACCACCAGUCACAACACUUGCUCGCGACAGAAAUUACAAAGUCUCAAGUGAAGCUCUUUCGACAAUCGAGCAGUUUAUCAAAGCUCUCACACCACCUCGGUUGGCCAUGGCGAAUCAAGAUCAUGCUAUGCACAUUCAGAAGCUGUGGGAUGUCGUCGUGAGUCGCGUAACGGACAAUAAUACUGAUCUUGAGAUACGCCAUCGAGCCAUCCAAGUAUUUGGUGUACUUAUUGCUAGAACUUCUUCCACUCAACUGCUACCUAGCGAAGCUCGUGUCAAGAGUCUGGGCAUACUCGACGACAGACUACGGAACGAAACUACGAGACUUGCUAGUGCAAGAGCAAUUGGACUUGUGGCCGAAGCCGCAGGAGUUCACGAUAACAUCGGAACUGCUUGGAUCCAAGAUGUCUCGCUCGAGAUGGCCGAUCAACUGCGUAAAGCCGACCGCGCCCUUCGUGUUUCUUGUUUGGAAUCAUUACAAUAUCUCGCACUCAAUCCGGUCACAUCCUCACAAUAUGAGACGACAACAAUUGUACAGCUCCAAAGUCAACUGAUGCCUCUGAUUUCAGCCAACGACCUACAUCUUCUCACCCCAGCACUAGUCAUUCUGUCAAAGACAAUACCAACAAACGCCGUGGCUUUGGUCAACGAUGACACUGUACAUGCUCUGUGUGCCAUUACCCAAGCUCGCUUGGAGGGCCCGCCGCUCCGAGCAUAUCUCCUUGUGGUCAAAGUCAUUGGCGAGCAGGGAGUAGGUGCCCCGCUAAUGAAAGGACUAUUGGCUGCUGGCACUAGCGGCGAAACAGCAGUGCUAGGAAGGGCGAUUGGUACUCUACUUGUCUAUGGGGGAAAUCACUUGGGAGUCACGAUAGACGACUUCCUCAAAGAGCUGUACGCAUCCGACGAUGUUCGAGCAAUCUGCCUUGCUUUGAGUGUUCUUGGUGAGGUUGGCUUUAGAAUGGGAUCUCAAACUCCCAUUGAUAUCCAGAUCUUCAUCAAAAGUCUUUCAGCUGAUGUUGACAAAGUUCGACUCACUGCUGCUGUCGCUCUAGGAAGUGCCAGCUCGAAUAAUGUCUCACAGUGCCUUCCAGUCAUCCUGCAGAGCCUGAAUCGAGACGCCGGUCAGGACUAUCUAUAUCUCCACGCGCUGAAGGAGAUUCUAGAACACUCUGACAACUCUUCGGGUGAACUGACUCCGUUUGCGUCCGAACUGUGGCAGAAAUUGUUCGCAGUUUCCGAAGCAGAGGACAACAGCGCUGUUGGGGCCGAGUGCAUUGGCAGACUUGCCACCAUAGAUCCUGAGGUCUAUGUGCCAGAGCUUGCAAGAUCACUUGAGAACUCUAACCCUGCCAUUCGAGGAACUGUGAUCUCGGCAUUCAGAUUCACUCUCGGCGAGACGAGCAAUUCGUACAACAGUCUUCUGGUCAAGAUGAUGACACCGAUGCUUCAGACUAUGCUGAACGACUCGGACAUUGGAAAUCGACGCCUUGCGGUGACAACGCUGAAUGCAGCUAUCCACAACAAACCCGAACUUGUUGUUCCAGAUAUCGCUCAGGUUCUUCCCACCAUUCUUCAGUCGUCACACAUCAAUCGCGAUCUCAUCAAGACUGUCAAGAUAGGUCCAUUCACGCACCAAGAAGAUGGAGGUCUGGACCUUCGUAAGUCUGCGUACGCCACUUUGUACGCAUUACUCGACUGUCCCGGCGCCAUCUCACAUUUGCCCAUUCCCAAAGUCUUUGAUCGCAUUCUGGACGGUAUUCCUGACGAUACGGAUAUUCGUACAUUAUGCAAUCUCAUGCUCUCACGUCUGUCGGUCAUUGAUCCAGACGAGACUCGUCGCCGCCUCUCGGCCCUUUCGGAGAAGUUCAAAAUCGUUCUCGGGGCCAAGAUCAAAGAGAAUGCUGUCAAGCAGGAAAUCGAAAAGGUCAAUGACGCCAAUGCUGCGGUCAUCAGAACCACCAUGGAACUUGAGCGGAAAUUCCCAUCGGCCAGCACUGAGGUUAGUGGAGAUUUGGUGGCUUGGAAAGGUUAUGUCGAAUUCGUCAAGAAGGAAUUUGCUCAGGUUGUGCGCAGCGUGCUAGCAGAGGGAGCUUAGGACGCUACUGGGCUUCUCCAAUCAUCAGCAGCAACAUGUGAAGAGAUAGCCCACGGCUCAAUGAUGGCCCCCUCGAACACAGCUGAGGGACCGAGACCUUACUGGCGUGAUGACCCGUGUCUUGUUGCAAUGCUGCGCCAGGUGGCAAAGGAGCUAGGAGAAGAGGCGAGGCCCUGGUGAAAUGAUCCGUCAUGGACGAGAUAUGAUCGUGGACGAGGACGACUGUGCAUAACGCAUCACUACCGAUGUAUUUACGGCUUUUGCAUCAUCAAGUCGUGUUACCCCAACAACCAGCCAGUGUAGAAGAAGCAUUACAAAAAGUUUUACGAGAUGCACAACAGACAGAGACAGCGAAGAUAGAAAAUCAGAAGAUAGCAAAACCUGUUCAAUA